ACUAUUACGAUACCUUCUAAUCGAACCCAAAUCCCUAAUAAGCGACACCUUGUCGUGACCGUUCGUAAGAGACAGGACUAUUUAUUUGAUUCAAUCAAUAAUUAGAUCUGCGGAUUUUUAAUAGCACUGGAUGAUAGGGAAAUGUCUCUACGCGAUAAACCUUUUUUACUACAAUACCAUUUUCCCUACCCUUCUCUGAGUCUAUAAAUACGUUGAGCAGACGAUGUUUUUCGACUGCCUAAGUUCUUAUGCGCAUCGCAUCGGAGUCGGUGAUGUGCUCAGCAGGGGAUUACCCUCUCUGUGUGACGCGGCCCGUAUGCUUCCGCAGCUAGCUAAGACAAUCUUGCUGCUGCAAUGUUGUUUUCGUUGAAUACUGAGAGUAACAAAGGCGGCUGCUGGACGCGGCCCUUGGGAAACGUUCUUUUCGUGAGUGGCCAACUAUUUGUGCGCUUUUCUUUUUCUUUACCCCACAGUUACGUCGUUUGAAAUUGUUGUGGACCUUCAGGUCAUUCUGGGGAGCGAAUUUCGCCAGAACGUUUAGCUUGCCAAUAGUGGCUCUCAGUUGUUGCCUAGUUCUAACUGUGCUGAACGGUGUUUCGUCACGCCUCCAGUGUGCAGAGUCCUUUCGAAAAGCCCGAACAGGCCCGUGCCGUCGCUGAGGUUUAUCAUCCGCUUAGCGUAGUGGUUGUGGACUAUAGCUUCUGUUUUAUACCGCAGUGAUGUGGGCACGCAGAAAAUAGGCCCGUGCGUGACAUCAGGAACCGGUCAGAGGGCGACUAAGCAAUCACGACUUUCGUGUAUCGACAAAUAUAAAAAGGCGGCAAGACGUCGAAAAAUAAAAAACUGCUAAUCGUUAAUAAGAACGAGAUAAAAAUAGGGAAGCUGUGGAAAGAGAAGAAGAGUGUGUGCGCCAACGUCUGAAACUAUGCCUGAACAGAGCCCGAUCAAUUGGAGUAGCGAGAGUGGUGAUCUAAGCCUGCUUGUGGCUAUGGUAGGCUACAAGCCUGUCGGCGUGGGAAAACACUUUCAGAUGCUCUUCAUUCACGACAAAUUUUGUCGUCUCGUGAACAAAGAGAUGCCGACCCGCGUUCUCUGGGAUCGGCUUGAUGAAAUGUAUGAUCUCGAAGCGCUUGAUAAAAGCGAGAUUGCGCCGUUUCCCAAUUCGCGCGUACGUGAUUUUGAGCUGCCGGACGACGAAUUUGGUGAUCUUAUCGCGGCUAAAAAAAAAACGGCUGCAGCAACAGCAGCAGCAGCAACAACGACGACAACGACGACGACGACGACAACGACGACUACGGUGGUGGCCAUAACAUCAACAGGCAGCGGUAGCGAACAAGAAGAAGAAGAUGAAGAGGACGACAGCGAUGAGGAAAACGAAGCUGAAGUCGACACGAGAGGUAAAGACGGGGGUCAACCGCAACCUGCCGCGGCAAAACCGGCAGCUACCGGCGGGAAAACUGGCAAAGGUGACUGGACUCCCGCGAAAGCUUCACCGGUACCGACAGCACUCGCCAAUAAAGCGAACAAGAACAAGGCGAAUCUCGACUGCAUGCUCCAGGACACAAUGCCAUCAUCUUCGCCAGCCAGUUCUACGAAAAGUACAACGCCGGCUCCAGAAGCCGGCGGCAACGAGAAGAAAUCUUCUGCUAGCACCACCACCAGUAGCAGCAUUAAAGACAAGGAUCGAGAUCACCAAAAGGACGGAAUUAAGGUCGGCUUUGACGGAGAAAAAAAGGAGACUCAAAAGGAACCGCAACAACAACAACAGCAGCAGCAGCAACAGGCUCGAAGGAGUACGGUGAAGGAGACGAAAAGCAGUGGAAAGGAUGAUAAUAAAGACAUACAAAAAAAAGAGUCCGGUAACAUACGACGGACGACUACGGCUGACGUCAAGGCAAAAACUGACGGCGAACCAGUAAAAACGAAGCGGAUCAGCGAGGCCCGCAAGGACCACGGCGAUAAGAGGUCACGCAUCUCGUCGGCAACGGACGAUAAGCAAGAUAGGGAUAGCAAGGACAAGGACAGCAAGGAGUCAACGAAGGAGGUAAAUGCUAAGGACAACGGCACUAGCAAUAGCAAUAACAGCAAGCCUGAUUCUUCAUCACAAGGAUCGUCCAAGGCCGCACUGAAAACUCGACGCGAGAGUCGGCGUCCAGAUUCGACUACAUCCGGACGUAGGGAUCCACCGAGACGGCGUAGUCGAUCCCGAAAUGUAUCGCCUGCACCUUCCACUGGUUGUAGCCGAAACAGGAACGCGUCUCCUGCGACAAAUCCUGGCCGCCGCAAUUCGAGUCCUUCAUCAUCAACGAAGCGGACCGCAUCACCAGCCAUGCCGGCCAAAACUGCUCCAUCUCCGGCUAUGACAACGUCGCAGUCACGAAAGAGGGCCACUCGCUCUGAGACGAGCAGUCCUGCUAAUCCUAAGCGGGUGAGGGCCAGGUAAUUAUCAAUCGGAAUUUGUAUAGACGGAAGCAGUAAUACUGCACGUUAUCGUGGUGAUUAAUCGAUUAUCGACGUUGCUCUAUAUAGCUGGCACUACUAGCUUAUUGGUAUUCUGAGAGUAAGAUAUUUGAAAUAAAGAAAGAAAAAGAACAUAUAGCAGAAACACUCUACAGGCAACCCUUGAAACGAAUAAAAUCACCUUAAGUAAAGAAUUCGCUUACAAUCUAUAAUUUAUUCCAAGGAUCAGGACACAAUCUUAGAUGGAUGCUUUUCUAUACCGAACAACGCAUGAAACCGAAAUUUAGCCUGUGAAGUAACUCUUUGUGCCUCAGUUCACCUGACGAGUAAAUUUACUACCCAUUAUUGCUUUGAACAAAUUUUUUGAUAACAAAGAAGAGUAAUCGGUGCUUACAGUUUAGCUGAGUCUUUAAAAGUAAAUUAUUAGUGAUGUAAAUAUACAACGAUAAAUAUCACAAAGGCACUUGCAGUGUGAAGUUAUAGAAUGAACGUAAGGAAAAGAUUUACUUGUAUCGCGUGUAUGCGGUAGGUUAUCUGCUGCUGCAAAUGGACGAAUAAUCUAAGAAUUUAGCCCGGAGUAGAGAUUAAAUAAAUGAUUGCAAUGUAUUAUAGAGUUCUAGGAUGAAGCCAA
Molecule: messenger RNA, 3091 nt
Organism: Varroa destructor (honeybee mite)
Lineage: Eukaryota; Metazoa; Arthropoda; Arachnida; Mesostigmata; Varroidae
Gene: MrgBP
Product: MRG/MORF4L binding protein
Biological process (GO): regulation of transcription by RNA polymerase II
Cellular component (GO): NuA4 histone acetyltransferase complex; nucleus
Source: RefSeq, a predicted model, not a curated record